CCUUCUUGUGGCGGAGCGUCUGUGUAGUAACGGUUAGCGGUGUGAAAGCAGCCAGCCUGUUGAAUCAUAGUCAGCCUGCUUAUUUUUACAUUUGUACAGAUACUUUGAAACACAUGUCAAACUUUGUGGUUUGACGCUGUCUGACUGAAAUAAUGCUCGUUAAAACGAGUGAAGCUAACCUAAAACAAUAAUAACUUUAGCUCGUGAAGCGAGGGUGGAAAACCUAUUUUCCACCAUGUUAAAGUUCAGCUUCAGGAGGGAGAGAGACAAGGACUUUAAACAUAUAGCUCAUGGUUUGAUCCCUGCUGCCUCCAUUGCUCCCAAGCCUGCCGUGCCUCGUACUCCACCCCCACAUAGCCCAAAUCCUUCACCUGAGAGACCCAGAUCAGCUUUAGCAGCAGCCAUCUUGUCUUCUUCGCUCACUGGACAGACAUGGGCCAUUCCCCUUGUCCGGCCUAGGUCUUUCUCUGAGAGUGGCCAAUCAGAGUCCUUCAUAUCCGAACCAAACAUCAGCACAGCACUUUACACCAGAGACAGAUGGUCAGAGGAUUUGGCUAACCGGCCACGCUUGUCUUCCCCUGAGCACUCGGAGGAGGAGUUGGAAGACAGGGAAGAGGAGUUAGAGAAUGAAGAGGACAGAGAAGAACAUGUUUAUCAAACUCUGGAUGGACGGGAGAUUAGUUCAAUCGCAGAACAGGUCUAUGCCGUGCCCCUAAAACCAAAGACCAGUGCACCCCAGCCAAAUCAGAUGUCUGGUGGAAGAGUGCCUUCUCCAGAUUACACUGAGGAAAACAGCAUCCAGUCUCCUGAAGCCAGCUGUCAGUCUUCCAAAAAGAAAUCCUCUAUCAGGAAGAGCCCUGGAAGUCAAAAAAAAAUUGUGCCUCCGAGAUCCACACUACCCACCCUUACCACUGACUACUCCAGCCAAUCCAGUGAAGCCAAAAACCCAAAACACUCCACCCAGCUGUCUCCAGAGCCCAGCAAGGUGUACAAUGAGGUUCAGAGGGAGGUAGUGAGGCCCCUGCCAGAGAGGAACCCGAGGAUGGUAGAUGAAGAAAAGCUCCUGGAGGAGAGACUGCGACGACUGGAACAGGAGAUCAGUCACAGCCAGACCUCCUCAAACCUGAGGUCAUCUGCAGGCAGCCAGGCAGAGCUACAGAAUUUGAGACAACAUGCCCAGGAGCUGGUUGAUGAAAAUGACGCCCUCAAACUGACAGUUCACCGUCUGAAUGUGGAGCUGAGUCGAUAUCAAACCUGCUUCAGACCAUUAUCCAAACAAGAGAGUUCCAAAAUCAGUGGCUUACCAAGUAAAGGCUCUCCUCCUCCCUGGCUGCUUGACAUGAAGUAUUUAUCUCCUCUGUUGCUGGCCUAUGAAGACAGGAUGAACGAGAAAGAUGCACUUCUGCAAACCACUGAGGAGGAGGUGAAGAGGUUACGUGUUCGUGUGGAGGAGGUGAUCAAAGAAAACGAGAGACUCCAUGAUGAAAUUGCAAAGAUAGGUGGGAUCAGCCAGAAAGACUGUCAUCAACUACAACAACAGGCCUUUCUGGUUUUGCAGGAGAACCAGGUUUUGAUUGAUCAGCUCGAGGCCCAGCACGUUAAGGCCAAGGCCAGCCACAGCAAACACCAUUCUGAAGUUUCCAAGGUGUCUAAACAACUGAUGUUGUUAGAGGCGGAAAAGCAGCGUUUGGAGGAAGACCUGGAAGAAAGCAGGAGGGAGUUGCAGAAAAAUAUAAGAGAGGUACAAGUUCUGCAGGCCCGCCUCAAGGAUGCCAUCACCUGGGAUGAACACUGCAACAUUGCUGGGAAACUCAGACGGCAAUUGGAGCAGCAGGAGAGUAGGAAUAAGGGUGAGAUGGACGGUUUCCUUCUCAGAUUGUCCAGCCUGCAGGAGGAGAAUCGGAGUCUGGCUCUGGACAAAGCCAACCUUACUGCUGAUUUAAAGAGAGUGGAGACUGAGCUGGACAUAAAAAAACAAGCCAACAGGAAGGCUGAGAGGAGGAUGAGUAUAUUAAAGAGACAAAAGGAAGAGUCUGCGUUGAAAGAGGAACAGACUCGGCAUUACAUGGGAGCUGUCAUUUCUGUGGCGGAGCACAUUUCCCAGGAGAGAGACCAACUGUUACAGAUGGCUUCGGUUCUUCAAAAGGAAAAGCAGGGAUUCGUCAGCAGGAUGCUGAAUGGCACAGUUCGAUUCGGAAAACUGCAGGAAGAAGUCAAAGUGUACCGGAGGCAAGCGUCAACCAGGCUGGCAGUGUUGGAGGAGGCAGCGGAGGGGAGGACAGCUUCUUACCAGAAGGAGAUCCUUCACCUGCAGAGGCUGCUAAGAGAAAGACAGGAGGCUGAGGAGAGACUGCUGCAGUCCAAACGGGAAGUCGAGGAAGAGUUGGAGGUGGUGUGGCAGGCAGCAACCAGGGAGAACCAGCAGAUAAAGGAGACUCUUCUGGACGCAAAGAUCACUGCAAACCACCACAUUCGUGCCGUUUCUGGCAGUGCCUCUCCUGGCUGGCAUUCUCAGAAUGCAGAUGAGGACACUACAUCCACCCAGCAUAAACCACACAGCCCUGAGCUCCAGAGAAGAGCCACAUUUAAAUCUGUCUUAGAUCACCAAAACAGCUCCUUGGAUGAGAAGCAUAAGUACGGGCUGGAUUACUACUGCUAAAACUCUUGAGACCAUAACCCAUCCUGAACAUGUGUUCGUUUAGGUUAGGUACAGUCCUGAAUGUGUCAAUGUACAGACUUUGAUUCACAGAUAAAAGCUUAAACUGGGUACGUUCACACUUUUUUCUCCUGUAAGGAAAACCUUUUAAGAAUACAGCUCACUUUGCAAUGUGGAAAAAUAUACCUGACAUUAGUCUGUCUCAUCAGAAAGACUUCCAUUUUAUAAAUAAAGAUCUUUGUCUUUUCUAAAACAAUGUAUUUGUAGUCUCAAAUUAGUCUUAGGGUUUUAUAGACCAUGCCAAGUAUAACAGAUAAGAAGUAAACCCAACAGUGGAGAAAAUUGCUUCCAAAAGAACAUAGUAAAUGUUGCCAUCUCCUGGACACAUAAGGUAAUUCAUGUCAGAAUAACAAUAUUAAAUGGUACAUAACACAUUAAAGGUACUCUAAAUCUGUAUCUGUGUGGAGGAUGGAGGCGCCUUAGGCUCCUUUCAGGGACAUAUUUCACACUAAAGAGCAGUUAACAAUAAAUGGGGGAAACAAAAACCAUGUCCCCAAUUAGGAAAGGCAAAUUUUUGGGUCAGUGAUUAAUGGGUAAGCAAGUAGUGGUUAUAGUUCAGAUAAGUCUCCAGCAAAUAAACGUAAGUAUGUGUGAUGUCUCUAAAAGUGACAUACUGUAAGUAAAAGUGCGCAUGUGUAAAUCCUGAAAUCCUGGGGUCAAGUACAGCAAUUUAUAUUCUAUUACAUACAGUACAAAUACAAGACGGUUAAUGUGCUAAACUUUAUUACUUUUUGUAAAUAUACACUCAUUCAGAAUUUAAUGCCUGCAGCACGUUGGGACAAGAGCGACAAAAGACUGGGGACAUUGUGAAAGCUCAAAAAACAUGAAAAGCAUUCACAAGCAGAGAUGGGACGAGGUUCGUCAUUUUGUAAAAAAUAAAAUUGUUUAAGGACAACGUUUCUCAACAAACAAUUGCAAAAAAUGUAGAGAUUUCACCAUCUGCAAUCCAUAAUAUUAAAGAUUCAGAAAAAACAGGGAAGUCUUUGCACCUAAGAGGCAAGGCCAAAAACCAACCUUUGACCCCUCAGGUGGCACUGAAUUAAAAAUUGACAUGAUUGUAUUAAAGAUAUCACUACAUGGGCUCAGUAAAUACAGUUCAUUGCUGUAUCUACAGAUAGUUAACCCUCUGAGGUCCAAGCAAUGGGUCUAUCAGCUGUUUUUGCAACCCAGAAAGAAAAAAGUGUGAAGAUAAAAAAAAGUUAAAUUCAUAUAUAUUUAUACACGCUUGGCUAUAUUUUCAUAUUAUCAUUACCUUUGUAACCUGUAAGAUUACAUUUUGGAACAUGGUUGAUUUAGCUGAAUUUGGUAAUUGAUGACUUGCACUAAAACUCUUUUAGACUCAGUGAAGUGAUUUAUUUGGUUUAAGUAAUAAAGGAACAUGUUUCACGGUCA
Molecule: messenger RNA, 4108 nt
Organism: Larimichthys crocea (large yellow croaker)
Lineage: Eukaryota; Metazoa; Chordata; Actinopteri; Sciaenidae
Gene: cep89
Product: centrosomal protein 89
Exons: 18
Coding region: 236-2659 (807 amino acids)
Biological process (GO): cilium assembly; mitochondrion organization; chemical synaptic transmission
Cellular component (GO): centriole; ciliary transition fiber
Source: RefSeq, a predicted model, not a curated record